Pseudopodoces humilis (Tibetan ground-tit) is the source of this 2439-nucleotide messenger RNA. RefSeq names its product thyroid peroxidase (gene TPO). The record is from RefSeq and is a predicted model, not a curated record. Gene Ontology annotation, cellular component: membrane. Gene Ontology annotation, molecular function: heme binding; iodide peroxidase activity; calcium ion binding. Gene Ontology annotation, biological process: thyroid hormone generation; response to oxidative stress. Lineage: Eukaryota; Metazoa; Chordata; Aves; Passeriformes; Paridae.
AUGCCCAGGCAGAGCUCACCUCUGCCUGUGGAAGAGCAGGGCCAGGAAGCUGGGCAGGAGCAGGGGAAGGGCAACAGAAAGAUUCAAGGAAGUGGAAUGGCAACCCCUACCUUGCUGCUGGCUUUCUCGAAAUUUCCUGAACAAGAGAGUCAAGAUAUUUCCCAAGCAGCUGAACGAAUGGAAAUGUCAAUUCAGGUGCUGAAACAAAAAGUUUGCCAGAAGCACAAACGUUCAUUGCAUCCAGCUGAUCGUUUAUCAGCUGAUCUGCUCACUAUGAUUGCUAAUAUUUCUGGAUGUCUGCCUUAUAUGUUGCCACCAAAAUGUCCAAAUAAUUGCUUAGCUAAUAAAUAUCGACUCAUCACUGGUGCCUGCAAUAACAGGGAACAUCCUAGAUGGGGAGCAUCCAACACAGCUUUGGCUAGGUGGCUUCCAGCAGCCUAUGAAGAUGGCCUCAGCCAGCCUCGAGGAUGGGAUCCCAGUGUCCGAUACAAUGGAUUCCAGCUACCCUCGGUUCGUGAAGUGACAAGAAAAAUUAUUCAUGCACCUAAUGAGGCUGUUACUGAAGACAACCUGUAUUCUGAUAUCAUUAUGGUAUGGGGACAGUACAUAGACCAUGACAUUGCAUUCACACCCCAGAGCACAGGGAGAACCAGCCUCCUAAGUGGGAUGGAGUGCCAGAUGACUUGUGAAAAACAAAAUCCAUGUUUUCCAAUAAAGGUAACCACCAACGAUACAUUAUCUGCAGGGAUGGAUUGCCUGCCCUUCUACCGCUCAUCUCCUGCAUGCGGCACCGGUGAUCAUGCUGUUCUCUUUGGAAAUAUAUCAGUGCUAAAUACAAGACAACAGAUCAAUGGUUUAACUUCUUUCCUCGAUGCCUCUACAGUCUAUGGCAGCACCCCUGCUGUUGAAAACAAACUGAGGAAUUUAACAAGCAAUGAAGGCCUUCUUAGAGUAAACUUAAAGUAUGAUGACAACCAUCGGGAAUACCUGCCUUUUACAGAUCGGAUCCCAUCCCCUUGUGCACAAGACCCAAGUGCGAGUGGAGGUGAGAGGGUGGAAUGUUUUCUGGCCGGGGACAGCCGCUCCAGCGAGGUCACAUCCCUGGCUGCCAUGCACACGCUGUGGCUGAGGGAGCACAACCGCCUGGCCCGGGCCCUCAAGCGCAUCAAUGGCCACUGGAGCUCAGAGACCGUCUACCAAGAGACGCGCAAAAUUGUUGGUGCUCUGCAUCAGAUUAUUACUUUAAGAGAUUACAUUCCCAAAAUCAUUGGUCCAGAUGCUUUUAAUCUGUAUAUUGGCCUUUAUACAGGUUAUGAUCCCACAAUGAAUCCUACGGUUUCUAACAUAUUUUCAACAGCUGCUUUUCGUUUUGGUCAUGCAACAAUCCAGCCAAUAGUGAGGCGAUUGAAUGCACAAUAUUUAGACGAUCCUGAACUCCCAAAUCUUCAUUUGCAUGAAGUUUUCUUUAGUCCUUGGAGGCUCAUUAAAGAAGGAGGCUUGGAUCCUUUAAUAAGGGGUCUUCUAGCACAUCCAGCAAAACUGCAGGUACAACAUCAACUGCUGAAUGAGGAGUUAACAGAAAAACUGUUUGUGUUGUCCAAUAAUGGUUCGCUUGAUUUAUCGUCACUGAAUUUACAACGCGGCCGUGAUCAUGGACUCCCAGGUUAUAAUGAAUGGCGGGAAUUCUGUGGUUUACCAAAACUGGAAACUCACACUGACCUGAAUGCAGCAAUAACCAAUCAAAAUGUCACUGAAAAAAUCAUGGAAUUGUACCAUAAUCCUAACAAUAUUGAUGUUUGGCUUGGCGGUCUCAUGGAAGACUUUCUUCCAGGUGCUAGAACUGGUCCCCUGUUUGCGUGUAUAAUUGGAAAGCAAAUGAAAGCACUGAGGGAUGGUGACCGAUUUUGGUGGGAAAAUGAUAAUGUUUUCACAGAAGCUCAAAGGCAUGAACUCCAAAAACAUUCACUGUCCCGCGUGAUUUGUGACAACACAGGAAUUUCUGAAGUGCCAGCAGAUGCCUUUCAACUUGGAAAGUUUCCAAAGGAUUUUAAGCACUGUAACAAUAUACCCGGGAUGAAUUUAGAAACUUGGCAAGAAUUUUAUCACGAAGAUGAACUAUGUGGAACACCAAAAAGUGUGGAAAAUGGUGAUUUUGUAUACUGUUCAGAAUCUGGAAAAUCUACAGUGACUUAUACAUGUCAUUAUGGAUUUCAGUUACGAGGAGAAGAGCAAUUAACCUGCACAAGCAAUGGAUGGACCUUUGAGGCUCCAGUUUGUAUAGACAUCAAUGAAUGUGAAAAUGAAAUUAAUCCACCAUGCCCUCCUUCUGCUGUAUGCAUUAACACUAAGGGUAGCUACAAAUGUCUCCUGACUGAUCCCUACAAGCUGGCAGGAGAUGGAAGAACAUGCUUUGGUAAUGGUGAACCUACUGUCCAUUAA